This is a messenger RNA of Nematocida parisii ERTm1, 5798 nucleotides long. RefSeq lists its product as uncharacterized. Gene Ontology annotation, biological process: protein targeting to vacuole; protein retention in Golgi apparatus. The transcript has a single exon. Bases 1 to 5775 code for a protein of 1924 amino acids. Lineage: Eukaryota; Fungi; Microsporidia. Gene Ontology annotation, cellular component: extrinsic component of membrane. The record is from RefSeq and is a predicted model, not a curated record.
AUGUUGAUAGUGAUAGACAGGAUAAACAUAAAGACAAGCAUAGGGAAUAGUGUAAUAGAAGCAAUAGGUACAAAAACAUCUGUAUCAAUAGAGGAGGGCGUUGUAUUUUAUAGUAAUUCAAGUAUUACUGUGGCAAAUUCACUGGUUAAUACUGCUAUACCGUAUAUGAAAAGCAGUAUUAGUGUUACGGGUAUGUACAAGAAAGAGUUAAAACUAGAUUUAGUGAAUGUGGAUGUACCAGAAUCAGUCACAUCUGCAGUGAUACUUCUAAUUCUUGCAGUGAGGGACAUUAACAAGUACAUUUCAAUGAACAAGGACUUAUUCGUGCUACCAGAGAGAGAGAAGGCACAGAAUAUACAGGAUAUGAACAAAAAUCCAAUCUUACUUAUUUCUGAGUGUAAGCUAACGGGAGUACAUAAAGAUACGCCAUGUAUUGUAUCCGCACAUGAUACGGUGCUGUGCACUGAUAAUAUUUUAGUUGAUAGGUUAGAGUUAGUAUACGGAGAGAGUUCAAUAUUGAGUGUACGGCCUGUCCAGAUACUUAUGCAUGAAGUAAUUGAAAUAAUAUUCACUAAUACAGAAGUACUUGUACCGUGCGAUGAUAUUCUUAAUUCAAUUAUGAUGGAUAUAAGAACUGUUUAUAUGGCAGUGGGUAUAGACAAAAAAGCAGAGGGAAAUGGGCAUAAAGUGAAUAUACCGAUGAUAGAAGAGAAUGCAGAGGGGUUAAGCACACCAGAGCAUAUUUUAUCAGUGGAUGCUAAUUUAUCUGUUGAGCAUAUAUCAGAAGGAGUAAUUCCUAAACAGGAGUAUAAAGGGGCACAUAUGGUAAUUACACUCAGAAAUACAACAGUACAGAUAAAUAAUGCAGGGACAGUGGCAACUGUAUAUUCAUCAGACAUAUCGAUUAGUAUAGCAGAAAUAAUCCAAGUUAAGGCACUCUCAGCGGAUGUUCACUAUAAAAAUGGACUACUUAAAGCAGUAGGGCAUAAGUUAGUUUAUAAUCCAGAUGAAAAGCGUGUUAUUGGAUCAUUUACGUGUGAAGGAUCACUUGAUGUUGAUUUAUACGUACUACUUGUGAACAGAAUAUUCUUUAUACUUGAUGGGUAUACUAUUAUAAUGGACAGUCCAAUUUAUGGUGUACCAACUAUCCCGGGACUGAACGACUUGAUUGAUCCAGAGAUGGAGGAAGAAGAAUCAGAUAAUAGAGAUUUAGUGGUUAAUGUGGAUGUGAGUACCGGUAUAACUGUACUAAAGGACACUUAUGUUCUCUGUAAAACAGUUGCACAGUUGCAUGCACAUGUGAUAAAAGACCAAUUGUACCAUGGGGUCAUUACAAUUACAAAUAUUAAGGGGUGGAGUGAUGGGCUGCUUAUAUGCAGUGCACCAGAAGUAACGGUUAAUUUUGCAAAAAUAAGUCGGCUGAUUAAGUCGGCUAGUAUAGUGAUAGAGAAGGCAGAAAUAGCAGAUACAAUCGGGUUGUUCUUGGACAUGUUUGGACUGUUUACUAAGGUAAAUUUCAAUAAUGGAGUACCAACUGUCCCCACUAUGAUCGAUAUAAAGUGCAAAGUAUCCCAUCUUAUACUACGAACAGAUCAAGCACUUAUAACGAUAAGCAAAUUUGCCAUGAUCAAUUCGUACAUGCAGCUAGCACUUGCAGUCUCUUUAAAUGAGAAGCAGAUACUUAAAGACCCACUCAACAUAAAAGUCCGGCUGUGUGCGCAUGAGAUGCCAGAAAUGCACAUAAGCAUUGAUCCAAUAGAAAGCAAGGUUAUAGAAAAAAGUGACAUAGAAGGAAUGCUUAAUGUGUACAACAGGCUAAACCAGGCAAGAAUUCAGAAAUAUCCCAUCCCAGCUAACAGUACAAUAAGAAUAGAGUGCGGACUAAUUUCCAUGAGCGUACAGCAACCACCAAUAAAAACAGAAGUAGUACAGCUUACACUUGCAAUUAUUCAAUUAGAGAGUAAGUGCUCAGUGGACAUGAAUGGUUCUGCAAUGUGCCGAGUAUUUGUUAGCAUACCAGAAACCCAGGAGUACGAAAUAAUGUGCGAGACAUUCCCGAUAAAUAUUUCGAUGCAGACACAAAUUAAUGUUGAAAAGGAGAAUACUGGCUUCUGCAGUCUCCCAUUCGCAGAAGAGAAAAAGGAGGAGUCCCUGUUAGUUGCAUUUUUGUCACUAGUGGCCAAAGACACCAUACGGAUUAGACUCAGUAAAAGGAUUGUAGAAGCACUGAAGAGAACAAAAAAGACCGUACACCUGACAAACCUGACAAAUCAGUCAAUUAUAGUAAAUGACGUAAGCAUAAGCCCAUUGACAUCAACUGUGAUAGAGAGUCAAAGAAUGCACAUUCUCACGGACAAGAAUGACAUUCUGUUUAAGCAGCACACCCCUGGGUAUAAAGAAGCCACGCAGAUGUCAAACAAGUUAUACAUGGGAACAUUUAAAGAAGAGACUGCCGUUAUACGAGGGGGAACAAAUUUUAAGAACAUAACAGAUACGCCAAUUUUCAUACGGGUGGGUGAAGAGAAAAUACUAGUCCCACCAUUCUCAGAGUGUUCACACACUUCAGUCCUAACAGAAUUCACAGCAGCAAUUGAGAACAGCCAGGAAUCAUCAGCAAGUGUACUGUUUGAUAUCCCAGAGAGAAGGGAUUAUUCAAAGCAGAUUCAUGUAAUUGGUCUGCAAAGGAUCGUGCAUGGAGAGUCUUAUAUUACGGUAGCAUGCUUAUUUGAGGUUGUGAGUAACCUUCCGAUACUUCACUAUUUAUUCCACCACGAAUUUAUUCUCCGUAACCUUACGCUGGCCACGGUUGGGUUUGAGAUAAAAAUAAGUGCAAAGUCAAAAACAGAGAAGAUUCUUGCAACUGCCCAGUCCGGGGAGAUCAAGCAAAUAUCCGGGAACAAGGAAAUAGAAAAAGUUAAAAAAAUCAGGCUCAAAAUUAAUUCAAAUGCCGAUUUAUUUUUAUUCCCGUAUGAGUCAUCAUCAAAGGUUACCGUAUCAAAAGGGAUUAUUGCAGCAAAAGAGGCCAAGACUGUUUUAGUGAGUGGGUGCCCAGUGGACAUUGGAAUAAUCCAGGUGACAAUAUACCCCGUACUUAUCGCAAUAAACAAGACCCAGGACGAUCUCCAUCUAAAAUCAGGAAGUACUCUGUGCGCGAUCCCGUAUGACCAGCAAGUGACUGUUAUAACAUCAAGAGACAAGCACUCAAUUGUAUUCAAUAAGUGUGAGAGUAAAGCAUUCAGUUCUAAGAUACAGUAUAACACGGUGUUCUUGGACAUAAAGUCAACCUACCAGAUGAACUAUCUUAUGAACAUAUACCAAGGAGAGGGAUCCAAAGAGAAGAUCAAGUAUGUGGUUGUAGAGUAUGCGAAUGUGAUUGAGAACAAGACGGGAUUAGAUUUAACGAUAGUCACGGACAGAGAAUUUACUUGUGGGACGGGAGAAAGAGUGCCCAUGCACUUCCCAAGAAAGAAGUUUAGUAGUUGGAUACGGCUGGGGUCACCCAGAGAUGAUUUUAAAUUUGAGUCUGGGUCACCCGCACAGGAAGCAUCAUCAGACAUGACCGAUUACAUCCUGGAUCUAGAAAAGUCUGUUGAUGCAAGCUAUCUGCCGCUAGAAGGGUUGAAGAAGCACUUUGUCAAACUGAACACUGCAUCAAAAGGCAUAAAUUCUGCGGGUAUGCUGUCCUCUGCUAUUACAAGCAGGUCGUCCAUAUACUUAAACAAGAGUACAAGCAGUUUCUCUAUGAACACCGUACUAGAACAGCCAGCAGAGGCAGAUGAGGGUGAAGAGGCAUUCUGUGUAAAUAAUUCAAUUCUUCUGUCGAUUACGAUACAGACCAAUAAUUCACAGCGAGUGAUCCUGAUAGAAAAAGAAGACACCUGGCCGUACCUUAUAAAGAAUAUGUCACAGAAGAAGAUGCAGUUCUCACAGAAAGGGUAUCCGAUUGAGUACAUUCUAAAGCCAAAUGAGGUACUUCCUUAUUACUGGGACAGUUUUAAAGCACAGCCAGCAUUUAAUGUGGAGAUUGAUGGCCAGACUCUGAAGAUAUCUGAUUUCUCCGUGGUGACUGCAGGCGGGUUUAAAGCCACACUUACAUCAGAGAGGCAGAUUAAGGUUUUAACAGUCACUGAGCAAACCCAGGAUAUAAGCACAGAUGCAUCAACAACCCAGGGAACACUUAUUAGAGCCAGAACGGGAAGGGUCUCUGUUAGUUUAAUGGACAGAGAGGAGAUUGAAUUUGCUGCAGUGCACUUGUUUAAUAUCCAGCUGGUCUCGCUGUUUUCACCGAAUGGGCUGGAGUUCCUCUUUAAAAUGGACAGCUUCCAAAUGGACAAUCAAGAGACAAAGGGGUACUACCACAUACCAAUGCAUACUCCGAUUACGUCAGAUGUGCUGAGCGUAUCUGGAUGGAUUGUUAAUCAGAAUGUGAUCCGGUAUAUGAGCAUAGUGAUUCUUCCCGUGGUCCUGGAGAUAGAAGAGGUGUACAUGAAAAGGGUAAUUGAGCACUUUGUCCCACUUGCAGAGCCAAUAGAGAAUCCGAAGUACUUUAUCAUGUGCAGCGUAUGCCGGUCCCUUAACUGUACGUGUACGUAUGUAGACCAUACAACAACACGGUCGGUGUACAUGGCACUGGGAUACUUCAAAAUUGAGGCGGUCAAGUUCAAGUGUUCAUUCAGACGGGCCCCGCAUGGGUCGAUAGUUCCACUUUCAUCUGUAUUCUGUAACAUCACAAGCAGUAAAGUCUCCCUGCCCAGUAUAGAAUUAUUUGAUAUUUACGCCAGGACGUACGAGGUAUACCAUAUAAUUGGAAGAAUGUACAAGAGGGGGUUCAUUCGGAAUAUUGUGUCUCUGGUCUUAUCAGCAGAUGUGGUUGCCAGUCCUGGGGAGUUAUUUGACAAACUAGGAGUGGGUGUGCACGACUUAAUAUACUCACCGUACAGAGCACUGGAUAAUCCAGCACUUCUGUCGAAGCAGCUGCUUAAAGGAGGGAAGAGUCUGGCAACAAAUGUAGUAACUGGCGUGGCAGGGUUUGUUGGGAAUGUUAUGGGGAAGUUUUCUCAGAAGCUAGCGGAUAUUUCAAUGGAUGAAAAUUUCGCAGAAGCAAUCCGGGAGACCAGCUGCAUUUACAUUGACGAGCUGGAUAUGGGACUACCAGGCCAUAAGACGCACCUUUCAAAGGCAGGAGAGAAGUUCAUGGGAUCUGUCAUAAGCGGGUUUAAAGGAGUUGUGCACAGUCCAAUGCAAGGAAGAAGGUCUAACGGGAUUAGUGGCAUGGUACAGGGUGUAGGAAAAGGCCUUCUAGGCGCAAUAAUUAAGCCAAUAUCAGGUGCCGUGGGUCUAAUGCAGGGAAUAUCUACAAGUAUAACAGGCGUCCUGGGGAAUGAUAAACCCCUUCUUAGAAUCCAGCUACCAAGAGCCCCACCCUUAGACAAUGUACCAGUGGAGUACGAGGUUGAAAGGAAUUCUUAUUACAGGGCGUAUGUCGUGCUUAUCAGAAACGACAGUACAAAGCGAGAUGAAAGGUUCAUAACAGGCGGGAUAUGCACGAUGGAGUAUAUCGGAUGGUUUGUUUUAAUUACAAACAUGCGAGUGAUCCUGUACAACAAAGAGGAAGUGCAGGAGAUACCCGGGAUAGUGACUGCACAAGAAAAAGAGAAGCACACAGUAAUAACGGUAGACACAAUAGAAAUAUAUUUGGAGGGACUACGAGUAUUUAGGGAAAUAGGUAAAUACAGUAGUCUAAUGAUAGUGAGGCCAAUUAAGGACCAUUCAUAAUCCAGGGAUAUCAUAAAUCUAGU